CUGAACUUGACCUUUCCCCAAAAGUACAACCACUACCAACUAUCUUUUAUAAUAAAUAAUUAAAAAUUUUAUUAAAUUGCAGUUGGUUUAAUUUAAAUAUGGUUCGCGUUCCUUUGGCAACGGGAAAAAUCUCUAAAGUUCUUCUAAACAGUCAGUUCCCUCGUGGCUUACGAACAGUUACCACAGCUGCAACUGCAUCUAGUGUUGAUCCCUCGAUCGUCCCUGAAGAACGGGACAAACCCUUCCCUGUCCAGCUUAAGGAUGGUGUCUUUGAAGGCUACAAGAUUGACAUUCCCUCUAUGAACAUGGAGGUUACCAGAAACGAAUUAAUGGAUUUGUAUGAAACUAUGGUUACUAUUCGUCGUCUUGAGCUUGCCUGCGAUGGUCUUUACAAAGCAAAAAAAAUUCGUGGUUUCUGCCAUCUUAGUGUCGGCCAAGAGGCUGUAGCCGGUGGUAUGGAGAGUGCUAUUACUCCUGAAGAUAGUAUUAUCACUUCUUACAGAUGUCACGGAUUUGCCUAUACUCGUGGAUUGGCACCCCGUGCCAUUAUUGGUGAAUUGAUGGGACGUGUAUGCGGUGCUUCCAAGGGUAAAGGUGGUUCUAUGCACAUCUUUGCUCCCAAUUUCUAUGGUGGUAACGGUAUUGUUGGUGCUCAGGUUCCUUUGGGAGCUGGUAUUGGAUUUGCUCAAAAGUACUUGAACAAGCCCAACGUUACAUUUGCCCUUUAUGGUGAUGGUGCUGCAAACCAAGGUCAAGCGUUCGAAGCUUUUAACAUGGCUAAGCUUUGGGGUCUUCCUGUUGUGUUUACUUGUGAAAACAACAAGUAUGGUAUGGGUACUAGUGCUGAACGCUCUUCUGCCAUGACUGAAUAUUACAAGCGUGGUCAAUACAUUCCUGGUCUCCGUGUUAACGGAAUGGAUGCUUUAGCUGUUAAGCAAGCUUGCAAGUUCGCCAAGGAGUACACUGUUCAAAACAGCCAACCUUUGAUGAUGGAGUUUGUCACUUAUCGUUAUGGUGGUCACUCCAUGUCUGACCCCGGUACCACUUACCGUACCCGUGACGAAGUUCAACAAAUGCGUGCUGCCAAGGAUCCUAUUGAGGGCCUUAAGCGUCAACUUAUGGAAUGGGGUGUUGCCAAUGCUAAUGAAUUGAAGAACAUUGAAAAGAAAGUUCGUUCUUUCAUUGAUGCUGAAGUUAAGAUUGCUGAGGAAAGCCCCUUCCCUGAACCUACCCAUGAGAAUUUGUAUUCUGACAUCUUUGUUAAGGGAACUGAGGACAAGAAUGCUCGUGGCCGUAACACUUUGGAGUGGAAGAAUUAGGAAAAUCUUAUGCUUAUGGAAGUCUUGUAGAAGCAAAUCUGAUCUUUGUGAAUUACAUUAACUUGGCCUUUCGACAUUUGGAAAUCGUACAGUAUCCGGUUUAAUACGGUUUUUCUACUCAUUGCGAAAACAAAAGAAGGCCUAUUUGUAAUGGUAUCAAACGAUUUACUGAUAAGUUUGGCAGAAUUGACAUUGGUUUACUGUUCAAAUGGAUAGCCUCGUUCUUGUUAUAUGAAAAGAAGGUAUAAUUUCUAGGAUAGUACGAUAAUUUUAGCUUUUAUGAUAUAAUAAUUUCAUAGAGUAACUAAAACUGAACCGGUAGCUAAAUUUAUUAGUUUUAUUACUGUA
This is a messenger RNA of Schizosaccharomyces octosporus yFS286, 1667 nucleotides long. RefSeq names its product pyruvate dehydrogenase e1 component alpha subunit Pda1. Gene Ontology annotation, biological process: pyruvate decarboxylation to acetyl-CoA. Gene Ontology annotation, molecular function: pyruvate dehydrogenase (acetyl-transferring) activity. Bases 99 to 1319 code for a protein of 406 amino acids. The transcript has 2 exons. The record is from RefSeq and is a predicted model, not a curated record. Gene Ontology annotation, cellular component: intracellular membrane-bounded organelle. Lineage: Eukaryota; Fungi; Ascomycota; Schizosaccharomycetes; Schizosaccharomycetales; Schizosaccharomycetaceae.